Molecule: messenger RNA, 1229 nt
Organism: Saccostrea cuccullata (small rock oyster)
Lineage: Eukaryota; Metazoa; Mollusca; Bivalvia; Ostreida; Ostreidae
Exons: 4
Molecular function (GO): metal ion binding
Source: RefSeq, a predicted model, not a curated record
GCACCAUGAUAGCGGGCUUUUCUGUAUUGUGCUGUGCCAAAACAGACGAUAUCACACCUAAACAGAAAUACUCAUCAGCCAUAGUUGUAGUGGCGAUCGGUUUCCUCCAACUGAUCAUGGUGUCGUGCUUUCUGAUUGGCUGGAUUUGGAGCGGGAUUUGGGGAGUCUCAUUAAUUGGAAAUUCAGCUGAAUAUUACAAAGAAUCCGAGUCCUCAAACUGGAGAGGCGAUAGCCGCCGACGCUUACGGCCGCGGUCGAACCUAAUUUACCCGAUGCGGGCCAGAUCUAACAUAAGGUACCACAGUCCCCCUCCGCCGUAUGAAAUGUACCGGACCCCACCCCCAGGGUACUCCAUGCCCGGGCAGACGCUGGAUCAAGAGGAAACGGAAGUUCCGGCGGAACCAGAACCCGAUCGAAAUUUAGAUAUGGUUGAAGAGAAUAUAAUUAGAAACGAAGAAAAUAACCCACAACCUCACUAUUGGCAGUGCAUGGUGUGUCGGAAACAAAACAAUGCUUCGGAACGCAAGUUUCAGUGUAACCGCUGUAUGGAGACAGUGUGUGAUUCUUGUUAUCAGCAGCACUUUACGAUGCCAAACGGGGAGCGGAUCGUAGUAUGUGACACGUGUUACAAUGAACUCUCACUCCCAAACAUCACGUGACAUGUACCCAAUUAUUAUUAUUAUUUGAAGGGAUAUUUCAAAGAAGCUCCUGCAUUGGUUAAAAGAGCUGUGGUUAUCUCCCAAAGAUUCUGAAAUUGAAAAAAAAUGCAUUUUAAAAAAUUAUAUUUUUUCAUAAACGUAAACGUAUGUAUAAUGUCGCAUUCUCUAAGUCUGUGCAUAUAUUGAAAGAAGGGAAAAUAUACUGAGAAAAUGGUUAAAGUACUAUUGACUUUAAAAUUGUAAAAUUAAAAUUCCUUUGAAACAGCGUCACAGUGUGGUACAAUAUUUCUUCCUUCAAUUACAAACUUAUACUGAUUAAGUUAUUUUAUAUUUAUAUAUUUAUUAUUUUAAUACUGUAUGUUGUAUUUAAUACAUAAAAACUGUUAAAUGAAGGACAACUGUAUAACUCAUGAUUUAAAAAAAAAGCUGCAAACGUCAAUCAAAAGAUUUCAGAUUUACACGGAAUUUCUUUCCUGUAUUUAGCACUUUAGAUUUUGUUGCAUUCAGUAUGUGAUAUUUUACCAUAAUAUAUUAUACCACAGGCAGAUGGUUAUUUUAAGAAAUAAUAUA